CGGCUGUUCCCACUUUCUUCCUCUUCCAUCCCACUCUUCCACUCCUCCCUCCCUCACUGCCGAGGCCAACGCCUGCCCUCCCCACUUCUCACCACUAGUCGCUCUGCUAGACCCCGCCAGAACACCAAUCGAACCGCUGCACCCACUGCUCCCACUGCAGCAUCAGACACACCGGCGACUCCACCACGAGCUGUGACGGCUGACGAGAAUGCCUCCUCGCGAUAGCUCCCUUCCCCCGGCGGCGCCAUGUCGCUCUGCAGCCCCCUCCCUCGACCGUCCAUAUUCCAUACCCAUCCUCCAUGCAUGUCGAUGAUACCCUCACCCUGCACCCUCACCAAUUGACCGGCCUCCAAACGGUCAACCGACCCUCCCAAUGACCACCACCACCACCACGAAAAACCAACCCUCCCUCCUCGCCUCCCUCCAAUCCGCCCUCCAAAAGCGCGAAACCCGUCUCUCGCGCCGCCGUCUCACCAUCCUCCCCCCAACCUCCACCGACUUUUCCUCGAACGACUUCCUCUCGCUCUCCACCUCCCCGCUCUUCCGCGCCCGGCUUCUCGCCCACCUCCAGUCCGCCCCGCCCCGCUACCCCUUCGCCAGCGGCGGCUCACGGCUGCUGGACGGCAACUCACCCUACGCCGAAGCCCUCGAUGCGCACGAGGGCAUGCGGCUGUCCCGCGCCGGGAAGACCGUGCCGUUCUUGCACAGUUCGCCAGAGAGCUUGGAGGCCGUGCUGACGGCGGAAAUCGCCGCCGAUGCGGGGAUCCGGGACGGCUCGCGGAACGUGUUCGUGGUCGUGGAGUCCGUGUACAGUAUGGACGGGGAUAUCGCGCCGUUGAGGGAGUUUGUCGAGGUGGUGGAGAGGGUGUUGCCGUGCGGGAAUGGGUAUUUUGUCGUCGAUGAGGCGCAUGCGACGGGGGUUUUUGGGCCCGGGGGCGCCGGGGUCGUCAAGGAGUUGGGCCUGCAGGAGAGGAUGUUUGUGAGGGUGCAUACGUUUGGGAAGGCGUUGGCGAGUCACGGGGCUAUCGUCCUCUGCUGCCCCGACACCCGCGACUACCUCAUCAACUACGCCCGCACCGUCAUCUACACCACAGCCAUGGGCUUCCCCUCGCUGGCGGCCAUCCGCACCGCCUACGAGCUGCUAUCCGAAGGCGAGACCGAAGAGCCCCAAGCAACCCUCCAAUCCCUCAUCCGCUACCUCCGCGCGCGCCUCGCCUCCCUCGACACCCUCACCCUCACCCUCACCCUAGACGAAGACGGCAACCCCACCGGCAACCCCACCCCCCUCUUCGCAGUCGACCACUUCCCCCGCUCCCCGAUCUUCUCCCUCCGCAGCCCCGUCCCGCGCCAUCUCGCGGCCGCGUGUCAGCGGAAAGGCUUCGUCGUGCGCGCCAUCAUGGCCCCGACGGUGCCGGUCGGCAAGGAGCGCGUCAGGGUCUGUCUGCAUGCGGGCAAUACGGUCGAGGAGAUUGAUGGGUUGGUGGAGACGAUAAGGGGGUGGUUGGUUGAACGGCAAUCACCACAGACACAGACACAGUCACAGUCACAGUCACAGGGGCUGGGACUGGGGAUGGGACAGGCGCAGGGGGAGAAGAGAGUAGCUAGGUUGUGAGUUUGUUUGCCGCAUGAAGUGGGAAGAGGAAUGAGGAAGAAGUGCAGGUGUGAUGAUACAUAGAGAUAGAUCCUGCUUUAUAGAUAGGAUAUAGAUGCUGUGACGUGGCUAGUGUAUAUAUGUAUAUAUAUAUAUAUAUAGAGAGAGAGUUAUAGCUUAGCCACCGUAUAUAACUUCUGGAUAUGAG
Molecule: messenger RNA, 1799 nt
Organism: Aspergillus heteromorphus CBS 117.55
Lineage: Eukaryota; Fungi; Ascomycota; Eurotiomycetes; Eurotiales; Aspergillaceae
Product: aminotransferase class I/II-fold pyridoxal phosphate-dependent enzyme
Exons: 4
Coding region: 374-1612 (412 amino acids)
Biological process (GO): biosynthetic process
Molecular function (GO): pyridoxal phosphate binding
Source: RefSeq, a predicted model, not a curated record